AUGCCUGCAGGGACCAACAUCUCCAGCGUGGCCACCUCCAUGGGGAUAGCCCCUGGUAACAACGUCCCCCCAGGCAGCAACGUCCUCCUCAACCCCUCUGUUGACCACCAGAAUCAAGGCCUUGGGGAGCCAGAUGGGGACAUCGAAGUCACUGAGGAGAUGCUCCUCAAAGAGGCUCUAAGGCUCUUUGGUAUGUCCGAGGACAUGGAGGGGGUCAUCCAGGACGCUCCCAGCAGCGUCACCAUGACUGAGGACCCUGGUGUCACCAUUGGAAAGGAGAAAACACUAGUCCCAGCUGCCCCAGAAUUGCCAAAUUCCAUCCCUGGCUAUGAGAACAUUGAGGGGGUGUCUGCUGGCAUCAACAUCUCCAGAAUGGCCAUGUCCACAGGGACACCUCCAGACACAAAUAUCCCCCAGGGAAGCAACAUCCCUCCCAGCCCCUCUGUUGACCACCAGAAUCCAGGCUUUGGGGAGCCAGGUGGGGACAUUGAAGUCACGGAGGAAAUGCUCCUCAAAGAGGCUCUAAGGCUCUUUGGUAUGUCUGAGGACAUGGAAGGGGUCAUCCAGGAUGGUCCCGGGAGCAUCGCCAUGCCUGAGGAUCAUGGUGACACCAUUGGAAAGGGUAGAACAGAUGCCCCAGACUUGCUGAGUUCCAUCCCCAGCAACAAGAACAUCAAGGGGGUGUCUGCAGAGCCCGACAUCCCCAGUGCAGCAACCUCUGUGGGGACAACCCUGGGAAUUAACAUCCCCCCAGGAAGUGAUGUCCCUCCAAGCCCAUCUGCUGACCCCCACAACCAAGGCCUUGGAGACCUGAAAGACAGCCUUGUACAUUAUGAGGAGGUGCCUCUUGAGGAGGCCCUGAGGUUCUUCAGUUGCUAUGAGGACAAUGAGGGGGUCAGCCGAGAGGGUCCCAGCAGCAGUCCCAUGCCUGAGGACCCUGGUGGCACAGGCACAGACAUCCCCCUCUACGACUUCACCUCGCUCUCACUGCCCGAGGAGCUGCUCACCUGCGACUACAGUGUCCUCGAGAAAGCCAAAGUCAUCCAGAGCUUUGAAGACAUCAGCACGAUUGAGAUGGAGCCCUACGGGUGGUGGGCUGAUUUGGGGAUGGACGUGGAACCAUCCCAGCCUGCUGGUGCAGAAAUGAGGGGGACAAAGUAG
This is a messenger RNA of Nestor notabilis (Kea), 1161 nucleotides long. RefSeq lists its product as uncharacterized. The record is from RefSeq and is a predicted model, not a curated record. The transcript has a single exon. Bases 1 to 1161 code for a protein of 386 amino acids. NCBI's taxonomy places the organism in Eukaryota, Metazoa, Chordata, Aves, Psittaciformes, Psittacidae.